Molecule: messenger RNA, 756 nt
Organism: Sordaria macrospora k-hell
Lineage: Eukaryota; Fungi; Ascomycota; Sordariomycetes; Sordariales; Sordariaceae
Biological process (GO): endoplasmic reticulum unfolded protein response
Cellular component (GO): endoplasmic reticulum membrane; Hrd1p ubiquitin ligase ERAD-L complex
Molecular function (GO): misfolded protein binding; ubiquitin-specific protease binding
Source: RefSeq, a predicted model, not a curated record
AUGGACCAGAUGAUCGGUGGUGGCGGAGGCGGUGAUGCCGGGCGCUUCCCGCUCGAGACGUGGUUCUGGGAGAUGCCCAUCUGCACAAGGUGGUGGACGACGGCAACGGUGCUCAUGAGCGGCAUGGUGCAGUGCGAGUUGAUCACUCCCUUCCAGCUCUUCUAUAGCUACCGCGCCGUCUUUGUCAAGUCACAGUACUGGCGACUACUCACCACAUUCCUUUACUUCGGGCCCUUUUCCCUCGACCUUCUCUUCCACGUCUACUUCCUGCAACGAUACUCCCGGCUGCUCGAAGAAUCCGCAGGCCGAUCACCAGCACACUUCUCAUGGCUGUUACUCUACGCCAUGGUGUUCCUUCUGAUCUUGUCGCCGCUCGUUUCGAUGCCAUUUCUUGGCCACCCGCUUUCGUCGACGCUGGUUUACAUUUGGUCUCGCCGCAACCCAGACACCAGGCUUAGCUUCCUUGGAUUGCUGGUGUUCAGCGCACCCUACUUGCCGUGGGUCCUUAUGGCGUUCAGCUUGACCCUCCAUGGCACAGUUCCCAAGGAUGAGUUGAUGGGCGUCGUUAUCGGUCACAUCUGGUACUUUUUCACCGACGUGUAUCCUCCUCUUCACGGCGGCUCAAGACCCCUUGACCCGCCCAUGUGGUGGCGUCGUAUCUUUGAGGGCCGACCGCGCGAGGAGACUACAGAUGGUAUCAAUAACGAGAUUGCAGUUGCUGGCGCUCCCGAGGUUGCGCCGCCCGAGGUCCGUUAG